AUGUUGCGAGUCGGGUCCUGGCUGUACGGCAAGAAGGCGGGGCAGUCUGUGGACUCGCAUGUUGAGUUAAAAGACUUGCAUGAUGCGCUGACAGCGGCAACGCUUAUUCUCAAUGAUGAUGUUGAUGGCGCGGAGGCUGGUCUCUCCACAGGCACUUCGUCUUUUCACGACUUGGGCAGAGGUGUGGUCGCAUUCGUCCGGGCGACACUAGGCUUCGAGCAGGAGGUUAUGCGACAAGCAUCCGAACGCCUUUAUGAAGCAGAAACCAGCGCGGCUACCGACCAAAGCCGGUCCCAGCAAAACGCUCAAGCACCCAGCGCCUUUCACUCCGAUAUCUAUGCUGCCGGCACCGAGUACGCGUUGUGCCAAGCAAUCGCCCAACUGAUGAGCGCGGUUGUUGGAGUAUUGAACGAAAGUCUAACAGAAAGCAUCAAAGCGUUUUAUCGGCUGAGAAAAGCAUAUAUCGCACUAGACGCUAUCAUGAAGAUGGAAGAAAAGUUUAUGGAGCAGAGGGAUAUACACAAAGUUCUACUGCCCACUGCGAGUGACCUCUCAAGCUCGAGCGCUGCAUGCCAAGACACGAAGUCGUACCCGUCCAGUCUUUCAUCGAAAAAAGGUGCAAACUCAGGUACUGCCGAUCAAACCGAGAUCACCUCAGCAAUGAAUGGAUUGGCGAUCUCUCCCCGAGGGGUGUCUCCAGACGCCUCCACAGGUACUUCCACACCUGUAAAGCAUAUCCACCACGAUCCCGACUCGGACAUCUUCAAAAACGAAAUCGAUGUUUUUGUACACUCCGGUGCCAAUUUCUGCUUUGGUAUUCUUCUUCUACUAAUCUCUAUGGUCCCACCAGCAUUCAGCAAGCUUCUUUCCAUUAUUGGCUUCUACGGCGACAAGCAACGAGGACUGAGGAUGCUCUGGCAAGCUAGCAAGUUCCACAACCUUAUCGGUGCCAUGGCGGCUUUGGCACUGUUAGGAUACUACAAUGGCUUUGUCCGCUACUGUGAUAUCAUGCCUGAUCCAACUCCUGGCGAGACCGACGUCGAGGGAUACCCGCAGGAGAGACUGGCUGCGUUGCUAGGGGAGAUGCGAUCUCGGUUCCCUAAUAGCCGACUUUGGAUGCUCGAACAAUCGCGGAUGUUAGGUGCCAAUAAGAAGCUAGACAGCGCUCUGGAACUAUUGUCCUCGGACAUCAAGAGCCCGCUCAAGCAGGUUGAGGGGUUGUGCGUGUUCGAAAAGAGCUUGAACGCACUGUUCCUCCAUAGAUAUGAUGUCUGCGCCGAAUCAUUCCUCGAGUGCGUGGAACUUAACUCGUGGUCUCGUUCAUUAUAUUACUACAUUGCCGGAUCGUGCCAUGUUGCCCUGUACCGGAAAUCACUCAACGACCCAAAGGUUGCAGAGGAACAUGCCAAGAAAGCUACCUUGUACAUGCGGAAGGCACCUGAAUUUGCCGGGAAAAAGAAGUUUUUGGCUCGACAACUGCCAUUUGAUGUCUUUGUGACUCGGAAGGUUGCCAAGUGGGAGGGACGCGCCAAAGAAUGGAACGUGUCUCUGGUGGAUGCGAUUGGGGUUGACCCCGUCGAAGAAAUGAUCUUCUUCUGGAACGGACACAGUCGCAUGACGAACGAGCAGCUAGAAGAGUCUCUGGCCCGGCUGGCAUGGUGCGAAGGCGAAAACAACAAGACAUGGUCCCGCGAGGGGGCCGAAGAAAAGGCGAUCCUAGAGCUUCUCCGGGCUGCCGUUUUGCGGUCCCUGUACAGACACGAUGAGGCGAAAAAGAUCUUGCAGACCCGUGUCUUGAAGCACGACAGGUCUCUAUUCAAGGGCCAUCUGAAGGAUGACUGGGUCCACCCAGUGGCGCAUUUCGAGAUGGCUGCCAACUUUUGGAUGGAGCGUCCUACAUACCAUGCCCUGCAUGGGAUUACUGCUUCCUCUAAGCCGUCGGACGAAGUUUCUGCGGAAUCUGAGAAGGCGAGCACAGAGGCCGAGAGAAAGCAGGUACGCGAGUGCAAGGAAUAUCUUGGUCAUGCUGCUCGCUGGGAGGCCUACGAGCUCGACGCUCGUAUUGGACUCAAGGUUACUGCGGCGAUGGAAGCAGUCAACAAAUGGGAGAGCAUGCACCCGACAGUCUAA
Messenger RNA from Penicillium vulpinum, 2130 nucleotides. RefSeq names its product TTC39/IML2 family protein. NCBI's taxonomy places the organism in Eukaryota, Fungi, Ascomycota, Eurotiomycetes, Eurotiales, Aspergillaceae. Gene Ontology annotation, cellular component: cytosol; nucleus; mitochondrial outer membrane. The record is from RefSeq and is a predicted model, not a curated record. The coding region runs from base 1 to 2130 and encodes 709 amino acids. The transcript is spliced from 6 exons.